This is a messenger RNA of Adineta steineri, 1002 nucleotides long. The record is from the annotation of a GenBank genome assembly. NCBI's taxonomy places the organism in Eukaryota, Metazoa, Rotifera, Eurotatoria, Adinetida, Adinetidae.
AUGUCUCGUAAUAAACGUAAAUUAAAUAUUACCGAGUCAAACACAACUGACAUUGAAGAACCAAUAGAAAAAUAUGCAAAAAUUGAAUCUGAUUCUACUGAUCUUCUUCGUUUAGACGAUAAAAAUUUUAAUGAAACUGAUUAUCAAAAUGCAUUUCAAACAAUUGCUAAUAAAUUAAUGAAUGGAUAUGAAUUAGUUAUAAACAAAGAACAUAAUUUUCGUUUAUGUGAAAUUGAAUUUUAUUUAUAUCAUCAAAUUCGUCAUCAAGAUACAUUUGCACAUCGACAUCCUGAACAAAUACAUUAUUCAAAUUGGUAUUUUCAUCGACAAGGUACAUCAUCAACAGCUAGUUAUAAAGGUGGAACUUACAAAGGUUUAGAUAUAACAUUUGGUUCACUAAAUGAUACUUCCUACGGUGGUAUACUUAUUCGAUCAAUAGAAAAUAAAGAAACUAAACAAAUCUAUGAAGGAAGUUGUUUAGUUGUUGAUGCUAUAUUAAAUUUAUGUAAUAGUGAAACAAUCAAAGAACUCGUUGAAAUAAAAUUAAAUAAAAAUUUACAUGUUUUUAAUCAAAAUCAAUUUAUCUAUUUACGUUCAUGCAAAUCUCAAACAAAUCAAGAUAUUAUUGCUUCACCACGUGUUGGUUUAACAUUAAAAGUUCCAUCACUAGAUCGUGAACGUUUUUUAUUUCGUCCAUAUCGUUUUACAUUAAAAAAUUAUUACCCAAAAAAAAUGAAAAUUACAGUUCUAUUAGCAUUAGCUGCUGAAAAAUAUUUUAAUAAUAAGAAAGAAAAUUUUACUGAUUAUGCCAAAGAAUUAGCUGCAAGUACAAAAACUCGUCAAGCAACACUUAUGAUUAAUUUAAAUGAUUUACAAACCGGUUAUGAUAUGGAUAUAUCAAAAAAGACUUCACCAUUAGUUGAUUAUUAUAAGAAAAAUUUUACAACAACAGAUUUAGCUCAAGCUUAUGGAAUUUGGAUUAAAAAAUAUCGAACAAAUUAA